CGGAGCUUUGUCCGUCGCUGCAGCGCUCGCGACACGGACAGGAGGUUGCGGCCGGAUCCUGGUCAAAGCUUCGUGUGAUACGCAUGCGCACGCGAGCUCCAAUCUGGACAGAAUACGAUAGCCCAUCGUUUCCAGGGAAUGCAGCUGCGGAUGAAAACGCACACACAUUCACAGCCUGAGGAUUGUAAUGCCGAGUACAGUGAAGAGAUAAAAGACGUGGAUGCGCGAGGAUCGAUGAAACUCGUUUAAGAACACCUGGUUGCCAUGGCCACCGCCCUGUGCAACAACACGUCGACAACAUGGCUGACCGAGUGUUCCCGCGAUCAUGAACACGUCAAGUUCAGCGUCUACAAAUACGUGUAUCUGCUGGUGUUUCCUGUCGCCUUCCUCUUCAACGCUGUGGUGCUGGUGGUGUUUUACCUGCAGAGCCGCCACAGAAGCUCCAACUUCUCGGUGGUGGUGAUGAACCUCGCCCUAUCAGACUGCAGCUUCUCGCUCACGCUGCCUCUGCGUUUGACGUAUUACUUCCGGGGUGCAGUGUGGAGUUUUCCUGACUGGCUGUGCCGAGUGUGUCAGUACUUCUUCUACGUCAACCUGUACACCAGCAUCCUGUUCCUCACUCUGCUGACCGUGCUCCGUUGGCUCGCCGUGGCCAAGCCCCACUAUCACCGCUCACAAGCCACGCCCACUCGGACCUUAUUGGUUUGCCUUGGGAUCUGGCUGUUUGUGGGCGGGUCCUCUGCUCCCUUCCUGUACAGUGGCGUGACAAUCAGAGAAAACCUGCCUCGCUGUUUUGAGCCGUCUUGUAUGUCCAGCGUGCGACGCGUCCUGAUCUUGAACUACAUGGGGACGACAGUGGGCUUCCUGCUGCCGUUCUUUAUCAUCAUCAUUUGUUACUGCAGCAUCAUACGACGCCUGAUGGACCUAUCCGGCCUCCGCAGAACCCCCAACAUCUGCCAACGCAACAGACGCCACUCUGUGCACAUGAUUACCAUCGUGACAGCGACUUUCCUGGUCUGCUUCCUGCCCUAUCACGUGAUCCGAGCGGUGCACCUGCACGCCACUUACAACCAGUGGAACUGUGGCGUCAGAGUUUGGCUGCAGCUGACGGUGGUGGUGACGCUGUGUCUGGCGGCAUCGAACAGCAUCGUCAACCCGCUGCUGUACUACUACUCCACCAGGAUGUUCAGAAACAACGUGAUGUUUGCGCGUUUCUCGAUUUUGUCCAGCAGGAGGUUGGCGAUGAGAUCCAGGAAAACAGACACAGAGGAAGUUCAUCAGCCGCCUCUGUAGCGGGGCCUUCGUUAGCACCGAGGAUCCUGAAUGUACUCAUGACUUUUCAUGAUUUUUAAUUGUGUUUAUGUUAUUUGAAAUGCCAACUUCACGCUCUUAUACAAGCUAAUAUCUUCUAAAGAGAUGUUUUCCCAAUAUUUUUGUUGGUUUUUAUCAGUUGCUAUAAGCUCAAAUGACUCAGGACCCAUUUGUAGUGCUUUCAGACAGACACGGUUCUGGUUCUGGCUCUGUUCUCGAGUCUCAGAACCAGCCCAGUUCAAGACCAAAGUAAGAGGAUGUUACUCAGCAUUUAUCGGGCCGAACACCCGCACUUUUUCCUCUGUACUUCCUCUAUACUUCCUCUACUUCCCCCUCACGUCCUCACAGCCCAGUAUAUGACACGCCCAUUGAUGAUGUCAUGGUUCACAAGGGAGAACCAUUUUUUGGUACCAGCUGAAAACCAACUUCUCAGGUUUGGGAACCGGACCCGGCACAGAGCGGUGUCAAAUGGCUGUCAGAGUGUCGCUAUUGCUAACGAUGGCUAAUUUGCGUCCAUAUUUCUUCCAUCUUCUCAAAUGGGACGCCUCUCCCCAUACAUUGCACGCCAUCAAGCGAUGAUCGCAGGAGCUACUACACAGUUGUGGGGCGGGGCAUAAGGUGAACAGUUGUGCAUCGCAGAUUCAGUUGACGGACAGCGUUAGCGAGAAGUUCUCCACAGCCGAGAGUAGCCUGUUUCCGGGGUUAAGCUUCGUCAUCGCGCUAAACGCGAAUCAAUGUGGCGACGAGACCCUCCCUCUUCGCUCACUUUACGUUACACGCAAAUAUGCGGAAGCUACUAGCAGGGUAUUUAUCAUGAUUUUUAAUUUGGUUGAAAAUGUGUGUUUUUAUAGUGUGUUCAUGUUAAAUUUUAUGGGUUUUUUUGUCAAGUCGAAAUGAAAUAUCUUGGUUUAAAUGUCCUGUUUGUUUCCUGUUGUUUUUCUUGUCGUUGUCGUCGUGGGUGGCAAAAGACAGAUUAUAAACUGAAGCACUUCCUGUUUAUAUUAAUCAGCUUUCAUAACAAUAUUUAUUUAUUGAGUCACAUUCGGGUCUCUGUAAUAUGUACAUUUGAUUUCUUUGAUAUAUUAAGUUAAAAAAAAGUGAUAUAAAACCUGAGACGAGACCUAAGUCCCCAUUUAUAAAGUUACUAUUCUUCAUUCAUAACAAUAAAAACAGUUUAUAGUAGUUACUGAAUGAAGUUUAUAAACUUUAUAAUGUUUUAAUUCAAUAAUGUUGUCUGUAUAAAGUGGUAUUAACUUUAGCAAGUUUGCUUUGUCAGAGGGAGGUCAAAGGUCAGAGGUCAGACAUGAGUGUUACCAUGGCAACCGGGAGGGAGGCGUUUAGUGACUGGUUAAUUUCUUUUUUUUCUGGACAGAGAAGACUGUUUUGCUUUCUGCCUUUGUCCGAGUUUCCUGUGCUCCAGGUGCUUCCUGACCACACCCCCUUUUGUUUCAUGGACAGACAUACACACACACACACACAAUAUUUGAGCAAACACAGAGCCUGAGG
Molecule: messenger RNA, 2817 nt
Organism: Solea senegalensis (Senegalese sole)
Lineage: Eukaryota; Metazoa; Chordata; Actinopteri; Pleuronectiformes; Soleidae
Product: cysteinyl leukotriene receptor 2-like
Exons: 6
Coding region: 265-1293 (342 amino acids)
Biological process (GO): G protein-coupled receptor signaling pathway
Cellular component (GO): plasma membrane
Molecular function (GO): G protein-coupled receptor activity
Source: RefSeq, a predicted model, not a curated record